AUGGCGCCGGCGAAGCGCAAGCGACCCCACGACGAGCCCGAACCCCCGAUCCCCGCCGCCGCCGCCAGCGCACCCGCCGAUCCGACGACGCGUCGCGCAACGCGUCAAACUCCGAUUCUACCCCCUCCGAUCCCGACCUCCGCCACCGCCUCGCACCCGCAACCCUUGCACUCCUCCGCUGCCGCCGCCGCCGCCGAGGACAAGCGGACCAGCGGACGUCGUCCUUCGAAUUCCAAGCCACAUCCACCGUCCAAGAUCUCCGAGACGCCCAUACCCAUACCCGUGCCGCCCACGUCUUCGUUGUCGGCGGCGUCGCACUUAUCGCAGCAGCCGCCGCCUGCACCACGGCCGGCCGGUCAGCUCUCAACUCAUACGCCGCAAGAACCCCGUGUGACUCGUCAACGACGCGAGAGCGCAACUGAGUCACCCAAGAUGGCGUUCAAAGACGCAAAGGAAAACGUCAGGCCCGUGACGCUGGUCGCGCCAAAGAUUACGUAUCAGGCACCGCAGACACAAGCACACCGGACCGGCAGCCUCGUCCGUCCCAGCCCUCCCACAAGCCAACCGCCCAUUACCCAUCACUUCCGACCAGUAACGACACGACCCUACCACACGAUUCCCGCCACCGUUACCGCCGUCCCCGUCCCGGUACAUCCAACACCGACCCCCUCUAAACCAGCAGCCCCGCCUCCGAGGACAGAUAAGUCCGCUCCGCGGACCGAUCGGAAUAUCGACAAGGUGAUGCUGGGCAACAUUUGCUUCCGGGCGUGGUACCCAUCCUACUACGGCAAAGAAGUCCUCGGCGAGGCAGCGGGCGCAAAGAGCGGCGGCGGGAGCAAGAACCCGCUAGCUCACGACAGCGUGGCUGGCGCGAACAACAACGGCGCAGGCGCAGGCGCAAAGAAUCAGCACCGCAAGGGCGGCGACGCUCCCAUGCUCGACCGGUUAUACGUGUGCCCCAUGUGCUUCAAAUAUUCCAAGGAGCUGGUGGCGUGGUGGGGCCACGUCCGUAUGUGUGAGCGCGCCGGGGUGGUGCCGGGAAGAAAGGUCUAUCGUCACCCGCGGGGCCGCAGGCUGUUGCGCAAGGAGAUUGCGAGGACGACGGGGAAGAAGACGAAUGUCGCGCCUAAAUACACGGAGGAGUAUGUCACGGAUGAGGGGGAGUGGAGCGUAUGGGAAGUUGAUGGCGAGCAGGAUGUGCUCUUUUGCCAAAAUCUCUCCCUGUUCGCCAAGCUCUUCCUCGACAACAAGUCCGUCUUCUUCGACGUCCGCGGCUUCAACUACUUCCUCCUAGUGUACACUCCUCCUCCCCCAAAGCCAACUUCAAACCCCCAGGACCCAACGCCGCCGCAGCCGCCGCCAUCACCACCGCCGCGUCCGCACAUCAUCGGCUUCUUCUCCAAGGAAAAAAUGUCCUGGGAUAACAACAAUCUGGCGUGCAUCCUCGUCUUCCCGCCGUGGCAGAAAAAGGGCCUAGGCGCGCUGCUGAUGGGCGUGUCGUACGAGAUCUCGCGGCGCGAGGGCGUGCUGGGCGGGCCGGAGAAGCCCAUUUCGGAGCUGGGUCGGAAGGGGUAUAAGCGCUUUUGGGGUGGCGAGGUCGCGCGGUGGCUCCUGGGUUGUCCGACCCACAGUGGCAGAGCCGGCGGGGGUGACGCUGAUGCGGCGUUGCUGGUUGACCUUGAGGACUGUAGCCAGGCGACGUGGAUCGCGUUGGAUGAUUGCCUGGCGACGUUGCGAGAGAUGGGUGUUGUUGUGGAGGCCGGCAAGGGACCCGGGAAGCCCCCUUCCAAGAAGAAGAAGAGGAGAAGGAGGAGGGUGAGCGACGGGGCCGGCGAGGCGGAGGAUGCGGCGGAGGAGGGCGAGGAUGUCGAGAUGGAGGAGGCGGAUCCUGAGCCGCGGCCUGAUGUUCCGAGGGUCAGAGUCGAUAAGGCGGCUGUUUGGGCGUGGGUUGCUGCUAAUGGCAUCAGUCUUGAGAGGGUAUGUGAUCCGGAUGGGUUUGUGGAGGGGUAUGCUAUCAAAGAGCCGGAUGUUGAGGAAGAUGACGACUAG
Messenger RNA from Colletotrichum orchidophilum, 2049 nucleotides. RefSeq names its product MOZ/SAS family protein. The transcript is spliced from 2 exons. Gene Ontology annotation, molecular function: histone acetyltransferase activity. The coding region runs from base 1 to 2049 and encodes 682 amino acids. Gene Ontology annotation, biological process: regulation of DNA-templated transcription. The record is from RefSeq and is a predicted model, not a curated record. NCBI's taxonomy places the organism in Eukaryota, Fungi, Ascomycota, Sordariomycetes, Glomerellales, Glomerellaceae.